CUGAGAGAAGCCACCUGCUGUGAGGUUGAUGCCCGACGCCACGAGCCCGCCUUGUGUCCCUGCGGUAGUUACACACAGCACCCUGCAAUAGCCAUGAGUGCAGACCCCGGGUGUCGGGCCGGCCCGGACCCCGAGCCCCAGGCGGAGCUGGCCGACCGGGUGGCGACCGUCAGCCUGAUUCCCCCCGAGACGAGCACCGGGGCCAGCCUCAAGAAUGGGGAGGGGGGCGCCGAACCCAAGAAGCCAGGCGGACGGCCCCACUUGUCCAGCAGGAAGCUGUCCCUGCAAGAGCGAGGGACGUACGCAGCGGCCGGGGGCACGGCUGGCACCCACGUAUCCCCCAGGGCGCCGCGCAGGCCCACCAUCGAGUCGAAGCACGUGUCCAUCUCCGACACCCAGGACUGCAUCCAGUUGAACCAGUACAAGCUUGAGAGUGAAAUUGGGAAGGGCUCGUAUGGAGUAGUGAAGCUGGUCUACAACGAGGACGAAGAUAAGUAUUACGCAAUGAAAUUAGUUUCCAAGAAGAAGAUGGUGAAGCAGUGCGGAUUUCCCCGCCGCCCCCCGCCUCGUGGUGCCAAGGCUGCCCAGGGAGAGCAGGCCAAGGUCAUGGGACCGCUGGAGAGGGUCUACCAGGAGAUCGCCAUCCUGAAGAAGCUGCACCAUGUCAACAUUGUCAAGCUGGUGGAGGUUCUCGAUGAUCCGUCUGAAGACAACCUCCACAUGGGUGAGCUCCAGGAGGGGGGUCCAGUGAUGGAGGUGCCCACAGAUAACCCCUUCACAGAGGACCAGUCCCGCCUGUACUUCAGGGACAUUGUCCUGGGCAUCGAAUACCUGCACUACCAGAAGAUUGUCCACCGAGACAUCAAGCCGUCCAACCUGCUGCUGGGGGACGAUGGCCAUGUCAAGAUCACUGACUUCGGCGUCAGCAACCAAUUUGAGGGCAACGACGCACUGCUGUCCAGCACGGCUGGGACGCCCGCCUUCAUGGCUCCGGAGGCACUGUCCGACAGCCGGCAGAGCUUCAGCGGGAAGGCUCUUGACGUCUGGGCCAUGGGUGUGACGCUGUACUGUUUCAUUUAUGGCAAGUGUCCUUUUAUAGACGAGUACAUCCUGGCCCUGCACAGCAAGAUCAAGAACAAGCCUGUGGAGUUUCUGGAGACACCAGUCAUCAGCGAGCUGCUGAAAAGUCUUAUCCUGCGGAUGCUGGACAAAAACCCAGAUACGAGGAUCACCAUUCCGGAGAUCAAGGUACACCCUUGGCUGACCCAAGAUGGUAUGGACCCCCUGCCCUUGGAGGAGGACCACUGCUCCGCAGUGGAGGUCACCGAGGAGGAAGUGAAAAACUCCGUGAAGUUCAUCCCCAGUUUGUCUGCAGUGAUCCUGGUGAAGGCCAUGCUCCGCAAGCGAUCCUUCAGCAACCCCUUUGAGUGCCCGAGCCGGCGGGAGGAGCGCUCCAUGUCCGCCCCAGGGAACCUGCUCAUGGACAGGCGGCUGUUCCGCUCCUCUUUAAAACUACACCCUUCUUUAAGGAAAGGCAGCAGUGGGGAGGGGAAUAGAGAAGAACUGGAAGAUCUGCGUGAAGAUGAGCCAUCGUCCUGAGCCGCUCGCACACGGAUGCUUGCAAACGUUCCCCAUUCCAUCACCCCCCUUGUGCUUCAUUCACCGCCUCCGCCCCGCCCUAGCCUGCCCUGCCCCCAGGUCACACCAGAAUAAUGCCCCUCCCACUGACCUAAGGCCUCUCAGAGAUCCGUGGGGUCCUGUUGGCGUUCCCAUGUCCAGGACGCUGUCGGUGGCCUCGCUCUCCUCGGUGGUUUCUCACGGCGUGAUGAAUGCUUGUCGCCUUCGCCUGCUUGUUUCUCACCCCCAUCGACAAACAGUCUGUUCAGCUGACUGGGGGGGGCAUUGGGGCCGGCAGGGGGGCAGACCAUGGUGUCAGAAUCCAUCUGAAACCGACCUAGGGGUGAGCAGCUUCUCAGCUAACGAGGAAACCCCACGGCGAUGCGUGAAUGCAUCGCCUGCAGCCAUUAACGUGGAGCACCCCCCCACACGUUACCCAUCGCAGCAUUAUGGUGCCCCUGCUGGCAGCUUUACCCCCAUGGGCAGCGCAGUGUGACAGGCCAUGUCUGCUGGGAUUCUCUUCUCUCCUGUGAGAAUGGCAUGGAGACGAUUCCAUGGUGCCAUCAAAACCAUCAACCUUCGAACAUCUGCAGAACAUCGGCGAGGGCAGAACACGUUCUGUGAAAAUAUCUUUGUAUGUGCUGUUCAGCGCGUAUAUAUGUAUAAUAUCCACUGUGCAUAUUAGUCUGAGCAUGUAGUCAGACAGUGGGUUCAAUAGGACUUCAGUCCUGGAGAUUUGAUGGUGUUUUCUGGCAAAUUACAGUGAAUUCGUCACACAAAGUAAUUGCCAGUUAUCACAUACGGUGCCAAAGGCUAAACGAGCAGAGACAUCCUGAAGAUAUUACAUAUACAUAAUGUUUUGCAGGAAAGCAGCUUUAGUGUGUAAAUUUAAAUCUGCCCUGGACUUUAAAGCCUAUUCUCUGUCCUGCAACAUUUUCACUUCACACCUAGUUAAUCCUCGGGAUUAAUAAAGUUUAUCAAUCUUAA
Molecule: messenger RNA, 2604 nt
Organism: Paramormyrops kingsleyae
Lineage: Eukaryota; Metazoa; Chordata; Actinopteri; Osteoglossiformes; Mormyridae
Source: RefSeq, a predicted model, not a curated record